This is a messenger RNA of Mycena indigotica, 1542 nucleotides long. RefSeq names its product Cysteine synthase B. Gene Ontology annotation, molecular function: cystathionine beta-synthase activity; cysteine synthase activity. The transcript has 11 exons. The record is from RefSeq and is a predicted model, not a curated record. The coding region runs from base 1 to 1542 and encodes 513 amino acids. NCBI's taxonomy places the organism in Eukaryota, Fungi, Basidiomycota, Agaricomycetes, Agaricales, Mycenaceae. Gene Ontology annotation, cellular component: cytoplasm.
AUGAAUGUCUUCUCUGGAAAGAACGCGCUGAAGGAUUUUUAUGACCCAGACAAGUGCCCGCCGCUCCCCUUAGUGGAGCUCCCCAGCCAUCCAUUCGAGGCCGAUGGCGUUGAAAUAUACGCCAAGAUGCUCACGAUGCUUCCGGCCGCCAAUGUCAAGUCACUGCCAGCGGCGAACAUGUUGCUCAAAGCGGUCGAAAGCGGCGAGAUCAGCGACGACACGAAACGCAUUGUCGAAUGGUCCUCCGGCAACACUGUGAUAUCAUUGGCCAUACUCAGCCGCAUUCAUGGUUUGGCGCGGGAGGAAGGAGUGUCGGCCUAUAUUUCAAACAAGAACCCGGAGUCGAAAAUGCAACUUCUGCGCUUUUUCGACUUGGAGCUGACACUAUUUGGGGGGCCAACCCAGGUCACCUCUGUUGACGUUGAUGGCGGGAUUCAGGCGGCGAUUAAUGAUGGCAAGCGCCCGGGAUACUAUAACCCGUCACAAUACACCAGUGCUCGAAAUCCUGAGGCGCAUAUUCGAUGGACUGGCCCACAGUUACUGAAACAGCUGCCAGAUGUGUCGGUAUUUGCAUCUGGCCUGGGAACGGCAGGAACGAUUACCGGCGUCGGGACAUACCUCAGGUCGAUGAAGCCUGACAUCGUCAAUGUGGGGGUUUUCAUCGCUCCCGGAGACAAGGUACCAGGCCCGCGUCCGAUGGAUCUUAUGUCGCUGCCAGCAGAGAUGGACCUCCCCUGGAAGGACGUUAUCGACACAGCAGAAUUCGCAACAUCAUUCGACUCGUACCGCACCAGCCUCGAUCUGUGCCGCCAGGGACUGCUUGUCGGGCCGAGCUCUGGCCUCGCGCUAGUUGGGUUAUACCACUAUCUGGAGAAAGUAAAAGCGAAUGGGGAGCUCGAGAAGUUGAGAGGACCAGACGGGAAAGUCAAAUGUGCGUUCAUCUGUUGCGACCAGCCCUUCCAAUAUAUCAGCGAGUACUUCGACAAACUGCCGGACAGUUUCUUCCCACGUAUCCACAACCAAGAACUCCUUGAGGUCGACCAAUACGCAUACAACACGCUUUGGAGCAUCAGCGAAGAAAAAGCCCUAACAAAAGUCAAAGCAGAAGACGCUAUCAUUCUCGAUCUGCGUGACACUUGCGACUUUGACUCCGUUCGGGUGUCAGGCUCUCUGAAUCUCAGCUUGGGCUGUCGGGAGGAGCCAAACCCAUUCAAAAGCCCGCCCGUGCUGCAUCGCCAGUGGCUAGCGCUUGACAAACGUUUGAGGGCCGAUGAUGCUGAAUUUGGUCGACGUUUGUUCACAUCCGAUCGACCCAUCAUCAUAAACUCCUACGAUGGACGCACUGCACUGGUGGCGAGCAGCAUCCUUCGCAAGAGAGGCGCGGAGGCGUACGCGGUUGUUGACGGAAUAAAUCUUUGUCCGGAGAGCGGGUUUCUGCUGGACUAUGGGACACCGUUUUCCAAGUUUUUGAUCCAGGUCAAUCGGAUUGACCUCGAAUCUGGCAAAACCAGUGUAUUCGAGUACGAGCGACGGGCAAUGUAG